Molecule: messenger RNA, 7624 nt
Organism: Alexandromys fortis (reed vole)
Lineage: Eukaryota; Metazoa; Chordata; Mammalia; Rodentia; Cricetidae
Gene: Afdn
Product: afadin, adherens junction formation factor
Exons: 33
Coding region: 190-5859 (1889 amino acids)
Biological process (GO): signal transduction; regulation of protein localization
Cellular component (GO): adherens junction
Molecular function (GO): cell adhesion molecule binding
Source: RefSeq, a predicted model, not a curated record
GCGGCUGAGGCGGGCUGAGGGAGGCGGCGCGGGCCGGACGCGGGCCGAGCCCGGCGGAGGACGCGCGGGCGGCGGAGGCAGCGGAGGCGGCGGCCGCGGCGGCGGCUGUGGUGGGUGAGGCGGCCUGCGGUGUUCGGGCCCGGCCGCCCGUGAACAGGAGGAGGAGGAGGAGGAGAAGCGGCCGCGACCAUGUCGGCGGGUGGCCGCGACGAGGAGCGGCGGAAGCUGGCCGACAUCAUUCACCAUUGGAACGCCAACCGGCUGGACCUGUUCGAGAUCAGCCAGCCGACCGAGGAUCUGGAGUUUCAUGGAGUCAUGAGAUUUUAUUUUCAAGAUAAAGCUGCUGGAAACUUUGCAACAAAAUGCAUUCGGGUAUCUAGCACGGCAACCACUCAAGAUGUGAUUGAAACACUGGCAGAGAAGUUCCGCCCUGAUAUGCGCAUGCUGUCCUCUCCCAAAUAUUCCCUCUAUGAAGUGCAUGUCAGUGGAGAAGAAAGAAGAUUAGACAUUGAUGAGAAACCUCUAGUUGUGCAGUUGAACUGGAACAAAGAUGAUCGGGAAGGUCGAUUCGUCCUUAAGAAUGAGAAUGACGCCAUUCCUGCCAAGAAGGCUCAGAGUAAUGGACCUGAGAAGCAGGACAAAGAAGGCGUCAUUCAGAACUUCAAGAGAACUCUUUCAAAGAAAGAAAAGAAGGAAAAAAAGAAGAGAGAAAAAGAGGCACUGAGACAAGCCUCUGAUAAGGAAGAAAGGCCUUCACAAGGGGAUGACAGCGAGAAUUCUCGACUGGCUGCUGAAGUUUACAAAGACAUGCCUGAAACGAGCUUUACUCGGACAAUUUCUAAUCCUGAGGUAGUAAUGAAACGGCGGCGGCAGCAAAAACUUGAGAAAAGAAUGCAAGAGUUUCGGAGCUCAGAUGGGCGGCCUGACUCAGGUGGAACAUUGAGAAUAUAUGCAGAUAGUUUAAAACCAAAUAUUCCAUACAAGACAAUCCUGCUGUCUACUACAGAUUCCGCAGACUUUGCUGUAGCAGAAUCUUUGGAAAAGUAUGGUCUGGAAAAAGAGAAUCCCAAGGACUACUGCAUUGCCCGGGUUAUGCUUCCCCCUGGAGCCCAGCAUUCUGAUGAAAGAGGUGCUAAGGAAGUUAUUCUUGAUGAUGACGAGUGUCCUUUACAAAUCUUCAGGGAAUGGCCAAGUGACAAAGGGAUUUUAGUCUUUCAACUGAAGAGGAGACCACCGGACUAUAUCCCAAAGAAAAUGAAGAAACACGUUGAAGGGAAGCCGCUGAAGGGGAAGGACAGAGUUGAUGGGUCUGGCUAUGGUUCUGCUCUUCCUCCUGAGAAACUGCCCUACUUAGUAGAGUUAAGCCCAGAUGGCUCUGACUCCAGAGACAAGCCAAAGUUAUACCGCCUUCAAUUAAGUGUGACCGAAGUUGGGACAGAGAAGUUUGAUGACAAUUCUAUCCAGUUGUUUGGUCCAGGAAUUCAGCCCCAUCACUGUGAUCUCACAAACAUGGAUGGAGUGGUCACUGUGACUCCCAGAAGUAUGGAUGCAGAGACCUACGUGGAUGGCCAGCGCAUCUCAGAGACUACCAUGCUGCAGAGUGGCAUGAAAGUGCAGUUUGGCACCUCACACGUGUUUAAGUUUGUGGACCCCAUCCAGGACCACGUUCUUUCGAAGAGAUCUGUGGAUGGAGGCCUGAUGGUCAAGGGCCCAAGACAUAAACCUGGAGCUGUUCAGGAGACAACCUUUGAUUUGGGAGGAGAUAUUCACAGUGGGACAGCAUUGCCAGCAAGCAGGAGCACGACUAGACUGGACAGUGACAGGAUGUCCUCUGCCUCCAGCACCGCUGAGCGAGGGAUGGUGAAACCAAUGAUCCGAUUGGACCAGGAGCAGGAUUAUCGCCGAAGAGAAAGCAGAACCCAGGAUGCGGUUGGGCCUGAGCUGAUCCUGCCUGCCAGCAUUGAAUUCAGGGAAAGCUCGGAAGAUUCUUUUUUGUCCGCCAUUAUAAACUAUACCAAUAGCUCUACAGUUCACUUUAAGUUGUCGCCUACAUAUGUGCUGUACAUGGCAUGCCGGUAUGUAUUGUCCAGCCAGCACAGGCCCGACAUCAGCCCUGCAGAGCGCACACAUAAGGCCAUCGCUGUUGUCAACAAGAUGGUGAGCAUGAUGGAAGGGGUCAUCCAGGAAGUAGACCAGGUUGAUCAGAAACAAAAGAACAUUGCCGGGGCACUUGCUUUCUGGAUGGCAAAUGCAUCUGAACUUCUCAACUUCAUCAAGCAGGACCGAGACCUUAGUCGGAUCACACUAGAUGCCCAGGAUGUUUUGGCGCACUUGGUUCAGAUGGCAUUUAAGUACUUGGUUCACUGUCUUCAGUCAGAGCUUAAUAACUACAUGCCAGCCUUUCUGGAUGAUCCCGAGGAGAACAGUCUGCAAAGACCAAAAAUAGAUGACGUGCUGCAUACACUCACCGGAGCCAUGUCCUUGCUGAGGCGCUGCAGGGUCAAUGCUGCCUUGACCAUCCAGCUGUUCUCCCAGCUCUUCCAUUUUAUCAAUAUGUGGCUGUUCAACAGACUGGUGACUGACCCAGAUUCAGGCCUGUGUUCUCACUACUGGGGAGCAAUUAUCCGCCAGCAGCUAGGGCAUAUUGAAGCCUGGGCAGAGAAGCAGGGACUAGAGCUGGCAGCUGAUUGUCACUUGAGCAGGAUUGUGCAGGCUACUACUUUGCUUACCAUGGAUAAGUAUGUGCCUGAUGACAUUCCAAAUAUAAACAGCACAUGCUUUAAGUUAAAUUCUCUGCAACUUCAAGCCUUAUUACAAAAUUACCACUGUGCACCUGAUGAGCCUGUUAUCCCUACGGAUCUCAUAGAAAGUGUUGUGGCUGUUGCUGAGAACACAGCUGAUGAGCUUGCCCGCAGUGAUGGGAGAGAUGUUCAGUUGGAGGAGGAUCCUGACCUACAGCUCCCUUUUCUUUUGCCAGAAGAUGGAUAUUCCUGUGAUGUCGUCAGAAACAUUCCAAAUGGUUUACAAGAAUUUUUAGACCCUCUGUGCCAGAGAGGAUUUUGCAGGUUGAUUCCUCAUACACGUUCACCAGGUACUUGGACGAUAUAUUUUGAAGGUGCAGAUUAUGAAAGUCACCUUAUGCGUGAGAACACAGAACUGGCCCAGCCUCUGAGGAAGGAACCUGAAAUAAUCACUGUGACCCUAAAAAAACAGAAUGGAAUGGGCCUCAGCAUUGUAGCAGCAAAGGGUGCUGGCCAGGAUAAACUGGGAAUCUACGUUAAGUCUGUUGUGAAAGGAGGUGCUGCAGAUGUGGAUGGACGUCUAGCUGCUGGUGACCAGCUCCUCAGUGUGGAUGGACGAAGUCUGGUUGGACUUUCUCAGGAAAGGGCAGCAGAACUCAUGACAAGAACGAGUUCCGUGGUCACACUUGAAGUUGCAAAGCAAGGCGCCAUCUAUCACGGCCUGGCCACCCUCCUUAACCAGCCAUCCCCCAUGAUGCAGAGAAUUUCAGAUCGUCGUGGCUCAGGUAAACCCAGACCAAAGAGUGAAGGUUUUGAGCUCUAUAAUAAUUCAGCUCAAAAUGGCUCCCCAGAGAGUCCUCAGCUGCCUUGGACAGAGUAUAGUGAGCCAAAGAAACUUCCUGGUGACGACAGACUGAUGAAAAACAGGGCUGACCACCGCUCCAGCCCCAAUGUGGCAACAGAUCAGCCUCCUAGCCCUGGAGGGAAGAGUCCAUAUGCUUCUGGAACAGCAGCUAAGAUAACAUCUGUCUCUACUGGAAACCUCUGCACUGAGGAGCAGACUCCUCCACCUAGACCUGAAGCCUAUCCCAUCCCUACUCAGACGUACACCAGAGAGUAUUUUACCUUUCCAGCUUCAAAAUCCCAGGAUCGGAUGGCCCCUCCUCAGAACCAGUGGCCAAAUUAUGAAGAAAAGCCACAUAUGCACACAGAAAGUAAUCAUUCCAGUAUUGCAAUCCAGCGUGUUACCCGUUCCCAGGAAGAGCUUCGAGAAGAGAAGGUUUACCAACUUGAGCGGCAUCAAGUAGAGGCUGGCAUGGAUCGCAAGUGUGACAGUGAUAUGUGGAUCAAUCAGAGCUCCUCAGUGGACUCUAGCACAUCCAGCCAAGAGCACCUGAACCAUUCCUCCAAGUCAGUCACCCCUGCUUCCACUCUGACCAAAAGUGGUCCUGGACGUUGGAAAACCCCAGCAGCAGUUCUACCCACCCCUGUCGCUGUCUCCCAGCCCAUUCGAACAGACCUACCUCCACCACCCCCUCCACCUCCUGUCCACUACACCAGUGAUUUUGAUGGCAUUCCAGUGGAUUUGCCCCUCCCACCUCCUCCUACCAACCAGAUAGGACCCCAGUCUGCUCAGGUGGCUGCUGCAGAGCGGAAAAAGAGAGAAGAACAUCAGCGGUGGUAUGAGAAAGAGAAGGCCCGCCUCGAGGAGGAACGGGAGAGAAAGCGCAGGGAGCAGGAGCGGAAGUUGGGGCAGAUGCGCACACAGUCCCUGAACCCUGCUUCCUUCUCUCCUUUGGCCACACUGACCAAGCCAGAAAAGCCUUCCACAUUGCAGAGGCCCCAAGAAACAGUCAUUCGGGAGCUGCAGCCCCAGCAACAGCCCCGCACGAUUGAGCGCAGGGACCUGCAAUACAUCACCAUCAGUAAAGAAGAACUGUCUUCUGGUGAUAGUCUGUCUCCAGACCCCUGGAAACGAGAUGCCAGGGAGAAGCUGGAGAAGCAACAGCAAAUGCACAUUGUGGACAUGCUGAGCAAGGAGAUCCAUGAGCUGCAGAACAAGGUGGACCGCACUGCAGAGGAGAGUGACCGCUUGCGGAAGCUCAUGCUGGAAUGGCAGUUCCAGAAGAGACUGCAGGAGUCCAAGCAGAAGGAUGAGGAUGAUGAGGAAGAGGAGGAUGAUGAUGUGGACACCAUGCUGAUCAUGCAGCGUCUGGAGGCUGAGCGCAGAGCUAGGUUGCAGGAUGAGGAGCGCAGGCGCCAGCAGCAGUUGGAAGAAAUGCGCAAACGAGAAGCAGAAGAUCGUGUGAGACAAGAGGAAGACCGCCGCCAUCAGGAGGAGGAGCGAGUAAAGAGAGACGCUGAAGAAAAGAGGCGACAGGAAGAAGGGUAUUACAGCCGCCUAGAAGCUGAGAGGCGCAGACAGCACGACGAGGCAGCACGCAGGUUGCUGGAGCCCGAAGAUCCUGGGCUGAGCCGACCUCCACUUCCACGGGACUAUGAGCCCCCAUCCCUGUCCCCAGCACCCAGCGCCCCUCCUCCCCCACCUCAGCGAAACGCCUCCUACCUCAAAACACAGGUCCUCUCCCCAGAUUCGCUGUUCACUGCCAAGUUUGUUGCCUAUGAUGAUGAGGAGGAGGAGGACUGCGGCCCAGCAGGUCAGGAUAAGUACCCCAGCACAAGAAAGUCUCAUGAGCACCUUCCUCUUGCUGCCCCUAAGCCGCAGCAGCCACGCCCAGCCUCGGAUGGCAUCUUUCUCUCCAACUCAUUCCAGCCACCCUUGGCCAAAGCCAACAGUACUGCUAACAAAGCAGGCCCGCCCCCACCCCCUCCAGGCAAACCAAGCUUCUACCGGCCUGGCCACUGGAAAGGUAGAGGACCGCACUCUUCUUACACAGGAUCUGCAGGAACAAUCCUGGGAGCCCAUGAUGCUUCCCGGGACCCAAGAGAGAAGCACACGAGAAGCCAAGAAGCAGACUCACCUGGCAGUUCUGGAGCCCCUGAAAACCUGACAUUCAAAGAGCGUCAGCGCCUCUUUUCACAAGGGCAAGAUGUGUCUGACAAAGUAAAAGCUUCUCGUAAAUUAACAGAACUUGAGAAUGAGCUGAACACCAAGUGAGAAGAGAAAGAGAGCACUUUGUGCUCAUACAAGAUCUGCCCUUGGCAGUGGUUUUGUGGGGUUGAGCCUGAGGAGGAGGGAACAGUUCUAAGUGAUUUCUAAUUUCUGUUUCUAAAAUGGUUUCAAGUUAGAGAUGUUCCAAUUUAAAAUCUUGUUUUACUUUUCCAAGAAACUCUUGCCUAGUUCUUACUGAUUGACUCAUAUGAACUUAUCUUUUUUUGUUAGCUUCUUUGGGGAAUCUUGGACUCAGAGGGCAGAAUGAAGGGCAGUAAAGACCACAGGGUAUUUCCUCUACCCUCUUCUUUCCCAUCAUCAUUCCAAGGACCAUAGGCCGACAAAUUAUCUUCUGUUCUUUCUCAAAACUCCACUUGGCCGCAUAGACCGUUACUGUGUUCAGGAGCCAGGACUCCCAGUGUAGAGCCCCAGGGCAGGUGUCUUCCCACUGCACCUGCCAUAGUGUGCAUUAGGUGGCUAAGUGGAGUUUCUUAUCUGUAAGGUGCACAACACAUCAUUCUUGACCAAUGCGAACCCCCUGCUCAAUCCUAAAUGUUGAGAUUGAGUAGCUAAUUAAUAAUUCAGUUUUGAAAAAUCUCAGAUUUUUAAAGAUUUAAUCUUAGGGAAUUUUAUUUUUAUAAAUACCAAAUCAUCAUUAGAGUGAUCAUUGGUGAAAAUUAAAGAUGGUGGUUAUGUUAGGAAGUUACCUAGUGUUUCAGAUAUCCCAAAGGAUCUAGAGCUCUCCAGCUAAACAGCGUUUGUAUAGGUAGGAGCGGAGACAGCUAAGAAGAGUGGGAGCUCACAGGUGGCAAUCAAACGUAACUAAAGAAAGAUUUGUGUAGGUAUGCCGUCAGAAAAGGAAGGAAGCGGUUACUGUGCCAUCUAAACUUAAAUACUGUAAGAAUAACUACAUUUCUUUCACAGCUUAGUAGAGUUGUUUAAAUUUAAUUUGUGAAUUUGUGUUGUCAUUCCUCCAGCUGAGUUGUGGGAGAAAAACAUGAGUUUAUUUUUGCAAGCUUUAUGAUUUCAAGCAUACUUCCUAUUUAACAAAGCCCUAAUGUGGGUCCAGAUUAUCUUUCUGGACCUUACUAUUCUCUUACAUAUCUGUACAUUAGGAAAAUAGGCACACUUUCAAGUAGAGCAGAGGCAUUUGCAACCGUAAAAACCACUUUUAAUAAGAACUGUAUGAUAAAUUGUUGAAAUAAAAAUGUAAAUAUUUUUUAUGUGUAUCAAGCUUCCUAUUUGAAAGUGUGCCUUUGCUGUUUUCUCUGUAAGAGAAUUGAAUGGUCCUGAGAGUUAAUGAAGGAUGUGCACACUUGCCCUGCCUAGGAAGUGCAAUCUCUUUGUGUCUGGAGCACUGGCAGCCUUUGGGUGGCAUAUCCAUACCUCCCAGAGAAGAGCAGAUACCUGCUGUUGCUGGUACAUGGGAAGACAGAUGCACACAAGAGCCUGCAAACAUCUGAAAACUCUGCAUGUGUGCUUGUGGAACCCAUAGUGAAAUAGACUUGGCCAUCCCUGGACAGUAAGAUCUAAUGUGAAUAUGUGUUGUAACACGUUACAUAGCGUGUGUUACUGUGGGGAAGCACCCAAACUGCUGUUGUUUUCCAUUUCUACUGUAUUUCAGUUGCAGCCUAUUUUUAAUAAACUUUGUAUCUAUUUAAGUGUAUUUGCUAUUGUUUUCCAAGUGCUGACAAAGUUUAUAUUUGUAAUGCCAGCCUUCCUCUCUCCCGUUUCCAUCUGCCACUACUUCAUUAAACAGUGCUGAGUGUCA